This is a messenger RNA of Penicillium pulvis, 1545 nucleotides long. Its product is annotated as Major facilitator superfamily domain general substrate transporter. The record is from RefSeq and is a predicted model, not a curated record. Gene Ontology annotation, biological process: transmembrane transport. The transcript has 4 exons. Gene Ontology annotation, molecular function: transmembrane transporter activity. Lineage: Eukaryota; Fungi; Ascomycota; Eurotiomycetes; Eurotiales; Aspergillaceae. The coding region runs from base 1 to 1545 and encodes 514 amino acids.
AUGGAUAUCAAGGAACCAAAGAAUAUUGAAGCCCCUUCUGCCGCGGGUUCACCUCCAGAUGGUCCCGAUCACGAGGGCCACGUUGUUUUGAUUCCCCGGCCCAGUACCCACCCCCGCGACCCCCUGAAUUGGUCCCUGAGGCGGAAAUACAUCAUCGCGGCUGUACUAUGCUUGGCCUCCUUCUCCGGCGCGGUUGCGCCGCUGUCCGGGCAGCUCAACCUUGCAGACCAGGAGAAGCUUUAUACUAAGACGAAGAUCCAGGAGGCAUAUGCGAAUUCCGCCGCCUUGGCAGGCAUGGCAGGUGGACCGUUCUUCUUCGCUCCCAUCUCUCAUGUGUUCGGCCGCAGCUCGGUCAUCUUCUGGUGCAUACUAUGCACGCUCAUUUGCCAAAUCUGGGGAGCCGUCAUGACCCACUCAGACGACUACAUCCCAUUUAUCAUGUCACGUCUUUUUGCCGGAUUCUUCGGUGCUGUUCCUACAGUUCUUGGUCCGCGCAUCGUGACUGACUUGUUCUUCCUGCAUCAACGUGGCCGGGCAUUCACGGCGCUGCACAUGUCGUUCCUGUUCGGCACUAUCGCCGGUCCGACGUUCUCUGGCUUUAUCUCCGCCAACGCCUUCUUCCCUGUUGAGUUCUGGUGGACGGUUGGUCUUCUCGGAUUCACUCUUAUCUGCUGCUUCUGCUUCUUAGAAGAAACAGGCUUUGAUAGAGUAAAUUUCGAAAGAAACCCUGAGGUUCCCCAGAACCUAGUUGCGAAUCGCUUCGCGACUUUCCUCUUCGGGCAGAGAGUCGUUCUUCCAUCUACCUGGAGGGAAACCGCCAAAAUCGCUGCCGUGCCCUUCUUAAUUGGCAUCUGUCCCGUAACAAUAAUCAUGGGCAUCUUCACCCUCAUCUCCUUCGGCUUUUACGUCGGUGUCAACGCCCUGACCCCUGUCUGGCUCCAAAAGCCUGCCGCAGAAGGUGGCUACGGCUUCACACUAAAACAAAACGCCGCAUUCACCUUCUGUCACUGGAUCGGUAUUAUCAUUGUCCAGUUCUACGGCCACUGGCUCAAUGACAAACUCCCACUCGCACUGGCCCGGCGCUUCAACAACGGUGUCUGGAAACCAGAAUACCGCCUGCACGUCUUGUGGCUUCCAAGUCUGAUCUUGAACCCGAUCGGAUUGGGCAUUUUCGGUGCUGCGCUCCAGUAUCAUCUGCACUACAUGGUGCUCGCGCUCGGUGUGUUUAUUGUGACCAUUGGCUCACUGGCUAGUGUGCCUGUUACUGUUAACUACGUUGUUGAGUGCUUCACGCACUACCCUGCUGAGGCAGGUAUUGUUAUUGGUGCUUAUCGCAUUGUUUACGGGCUUACUAUUAGCUUUUACAUUAAUCCUUGGGUUGCGGCUGUGGAUGUGGGCUGGGUUUAUGGCAUGAUGGCUUUCUUUGCUGUCUUUUCGUUCUUCUUUGUUAUGCUGCUUAUGUGGAAGGGGCAUGCUAUUCGGGGGAUUCAGUUUGCUAGUCUGGCUUCUAGUGAGGAGGGUGAGAAGUUGAUGGAGGAGUACUAG